Messenger RNA from Psylliodes chrysocephalus, 1047 nucleotides. NCBI's taxonomy places the organism in Eukaryota, Metazoa, Arthropoda, Insecta, Coleoptera, Chrysomelidae. The record is from the annotation of a GenBank genome assembly.
UUUCACGUACCUCGUAAAGAUAAAUGCAGUAUCUGUAUUGGUUACAAAAAACAAGAAACCUCUAACGAUGAAACAAUAAAUUUCAACAUUCAUGUUGAGGAAAAAGAGUUGGCCCAGAAACAAUAUUUAAUUGAUCAGAAAAAAUUAAAUUCAAAUAGGUUUCUCUGUAGUAUCUUCGAUAUGCAGAAGGUUCUUAGUACUCCACAUGGUGAGCUGGAUAUUAGAGUUUUUUAUUAUUGUAGGUAUUCUGUAUACAACGAAACAAUUUAUGAAGCCGGCACACAAAAUGCAUAUUGUUACAUUUGGGGUGAGGCCGAUGGUAAGCGGGGAAGUAACGAAGUAAGCUCCGUACUGUACAAUUACCUUCGUCGUGUAGAUUUGUCCAACGGCGUUUCAGAAAUUUCUUUGUUCUGCGACUCUUCACUGGGCAAAACAAAAACGGAGUGGUAAUGGCUAUGUUAGCCUAUUUUUUGAAGAUGGCUGUUAAUGUAAAAACAAUAAAAAUUACAUUUUUAGUACCUGGACAUACCUACAUGCAAGUAGAUAGUGUUCAUGCUUGUAUCGAAACCUACACAAAAAAAUGCUAAUCUGGGCUCCAAGUGAAUGGCCUACUAUCUUACGAAAUUCAGGAGUAAAUCCACACCCUUAUGAGGUCAUUUCUUUUAAAUAUGGUGACAUUUACGACUUUAAGGCACUUCAAAAAAAAAAUUGGCCAGAAAAAAUUAAAAAAGAUGUGGACGCAAAAUAUGCGGAUAUUAGACAAAUGAUAUUCUUGAAGGGCUCAAACAAGGUACAAUGCAAAUACUUAAAGAUGAAGUCAAGUUUGUAACUCUUGAAAAUUUAAGACUAUCAAGAAACAUAGAGUUAGUACCUGUAUAUACACAAAGAGUCAAGAAAUACCCCUUAAAAAAUAUGAUAGUCUAUUGGAAAUGUGCGAAAAAAUAUAAUUGAUAAAAAAUACCAUAAAGAAUAUAAAUCCCAUCCCUCAUUGCAAAAGAUACUCCUGUCACUUUACCAGAAUCCGAUGAAGAAGACAUCAUUAGCAAC